AUGAGUCGUCCGUACAGCAAGCAAAGAGGUGGAGGUCGUGGGAACUAUGAUCGUGGCCCCGGACAGAGGAAUGACAACCAAGGGAAUGGGCGUGGGGGCCGCUGGCAAGGACGCGGUGGCUACAACAACAACAACAACAACAACAAGAAUGGUGGAGGAGGAGGUGGUGGUGGUGGUGGUGUGGCGACUUCUGUCAUGACGACGCUGUUGGAUCUCCUCUUCCAGAAGUCGUCAAACACCAUCUUCGACCCGAGCUCCGGUAUGCUGAAUCUCUCCAGCUUCCAUGAAUCACCGGACCUUGCCAGUGUGCAGCGCAGCGUAGACUUCAACAGUGUAGCAUUUUGUAAGAGCCUGGUGGAUGUGAUAAAGAACAAGAUUGGCACAUCACUGCGUAUUCUCGCGCUUAACAACAACAGCAUACGGAAAUUGACGGCGUUUCUAGCGGCACUGGAGGAGGCCGAUGUGCACCGCGGCAUAACGGCGAUUUCGGCUACGGGGAACCAAGUCUCAGACCUCACGUUUCUUGGUCCGCUGAAGAAGUACGAGAGUCUUGGGGAGUUGCUGCUGGAGGGAAACCCCGUUGCGAAACGCGGUGACUACAAGACACAGGUGCUCAAGUGCCUGCCGAAGCUCAUGAUGCUUGACGGCCAAUUGAUUGACCGUGCCCUCCUGCGGUUGCCCAACCCAGUUCCGUCCACUCUCAACGAUAUGCAGGUAAACGUACUGCGUUUUCUUGAGACUGGUGUGUUCGCCGCUGCUGCUGCGGGCAACUACGAUGCACUUGUUAACAUGUACGGCCCAACGGCGGUGUGCAGCGUGAGCCGUGCGGAGGAGCCCAUCCCGCGACACCUGCCGCUCGACGCGGCACACAACUGCCAGGCACUGAGCGGACCCCAGCGAAACAUCAUGACCAACGACUUUGUCCUCCUGCGCAAGCACGUCCAGUGGCGAAACCUUCACAGUGACGUGCACUCGCUGCGCCACGUCGCCAUUGGGCGUGCCAAGGCCUCGCUGGCAAUCCAGUCCAUUGGCGGUGGCACCAAGAAGUUCAUCACCGUGUCGCACGAGCUCAACGGAAACGCCAGUGUGGUGUUCCUCUCGCAGAACAUGAAGGUUCCUACAUGUGUUGUGACGAUCCACGGCAGACUCUUUUGGCACUGGUCCCCAAAGAAUAGCGACGGCACCGACGUAUUUACGAAGGCGGAGGCACCAUUCUUUGCCUGCUUCUUUGACCGCACCAUGACGCUGCUGCUAGACAGUACCGGUAGCACAUGGACCAUCCAAAACGAUAUGGUUUUUCUGCGCCCUGAUCGCACACUGGUGCGUGGGGAUGGCACUGCGAGCUCUCCGCUAUUCUUCGCGAAUGAGGCGUCGAGGGUGGAGACGAUGCGCCGCCGCUUCAUGCCGAAGGCCUCCCCGGAGGUCAUGCGUGUUGUGAUUGAGCGCCUUGGCAGCGAUGCAGAUGUUCAGGCGUUCAUCAUGGGCCACCUCGCGACGUUGCCAGAGCAGCGUGUCGCACAGGCAAUGACAGACUGCGAGGCUAUGGCGUCUAUCCUUGCUGGGUGA
Molecule: messenger RNA, 1566 nt
Organism: Trypanosoma theileri
Lineage: Eukaryota; Euglenozoa; Kinetoplastea; Trypanosomatida; Trypanosomatidae
Product: nuclear RNA export factor 1/2
Exons: 1
Coding region: 1-1566 (521 amino acids)
Biological process (GO): poly(A)+ mRNA export from nucleus
Cellular component (GO): nucleus
Molecular function (GO): RNA binding
Source: RefSeq, a predicted model, not a curated record